CGUAACGCUGCUCCGUGCUCCGUGGAUAACCCUUUCGUUCGUUUGCCUAGGUGGUGUGCGUGAAGGCGGAAGAUAAACGCUGCCUCUCAUCGUGCCCGAGUUAAUGUGUCUUAAAAGCGUUAGCCUUUGUGUGCUCUCCUAGCGAGCGUCGGUGCAAGAUUUGUGGCCAUUGUUUGGCGAAAAAGGAUUAAUUACCGUCUGGCUUUUGGGUGUCGCGCGAAAAGAUAAACAUUCGAGUCCCCCUAACGGUGCGAUAACGUGUCGUACCGAUUGAUCGCGUAACUCGCGCGGUAGGAUCACGCGAUCAGUGUGAGAAGGAAGAGAGAGGACACAUUCCGCACCAGCCCACGACUCGCGGUAUCCUGGUGGGUGUUGGUGGUGGUGUUGGAUUAAAAAUAAAAAUGCUCCGAUUAAUUGCGACCAUCAUCGUGGUCGGUGCCGUUGGCGCUGGCAUUUGGCUACCGGUGGGAGCGUCCGGUGGUGGCGGUGGCGGUGGCGGUCGCGGUGUUCCGCUGGCCGCCGACGAGAGCGAAAGCGAGAGCGACACGAUGCCGAUGCAGCCGUCCGACGCGACCGGUGGCAACUUCUGCCAGAAGCAGUGUCCCUGCCUGGGAAAUGCCAUCGAUUGCUCGAAGAAGAACCUCAAGACGCUGUUCCACAUACCGCACUGGGUGGAGAACCUGGAGCUGGCGUCCAAUCGUCUGAGCCACGAUGUGAUUGCCGCGCAAUUAAGCGACCUCAGCAAACUGCAAGUGCUCAAUUUGAAUCACAAUCGAAUGAGCCGCUUGCCGGUGCUCCGAGGGCUAAGGAAUUUAAUUAAACUGUACGCAACUAACAACGAAAUCGAAGCGAUCGACGGGGAGGCACUCGCUGCCCUGCCAGCGCUCAAGUUCCUCGAUCUGUCACGGAACUCGAUCCAGGAGCUACAGUACAGCGUCUUUCCGGAACGGAAUAGUAUACAGUACUUGAAUUUGAACUUUAACAAACUAACGCUCCUGACGAAGGGUACCUUCGAUCGGUUACCAGUGCUGAAGCGACUAGAAAUCAGCAGCAAUGCGUUAGAGGAAGUGCAAAGCCUCACGUUCCAAAACCUAAACCAACUGAAGAGUCUUAAGCUGAACAACAAUCGCAUUCCCGCCCUGAUGGAUGGGGUGUUCCACGGAUUGACCGCGAUCGGUAUACUCGAGCUGAACAAUAACAGCAUCCGUACGAUACGGAAAGGUGGUCUGUUUAAUCUGACCAGCCUUAGUACGCUGGCACUGGCACGGAACGAGAUUGCCGAGAUUGAGCAUUCGGGCUGGGAGUUCACACCGAAGCUGAUCAGUCUGGAUUUGUCGUACAAUCAGCUGAAAACGCUCGAUCGGUACACGUUCGAGGAGCUGUCGUCACUGAAAACACUGCAGCUGCAAGGGAACAGCAUUGCGGCGAUCGGCGAAGGCACGUUCAAUGAAACGCGAUCGCUGGAAUCGUUGAACCUGAACGAGAACCGCAUCUCGUGGACGAUCGAGGAUAUGCGGGGUCCCUUCCUGGGGCUGUCGAAGCUGGAACGGCUGUAUUUGAGUGCGAACGAGAUUAAAUCCGUCAGCCGGAAUGCUUUUCUUGGACUGAAAUCGCUAACGCUGUUGGAGUUGAGCCAGAACAACAUUUCAUCGAUACAGAACAACGCCUUCAAGGAUACCGUUCGAUUGGGGAACUUGAUCAUGAACUCUACCAAUCUGCUGUGUGAUUGCAAUCUGGUGUGGUUCUACCAUUGGAUCCGGGAGCGGAAGGACGUGUUUCAGAUCGAUGCCGAGUGUAGCUAUCCGUUGUGGUUGCACAAACGCUUGAUUCGGGAACUGCAUCCUUCCAAUUUUUCCUGCUAUGAUUCACCGAAACCACAUUUGAUCGUGGAACCUGGCUCGCAGCUUGGUAUCCGUGGCACGGAUGUGACGUUGGUCUGUACCGCUACCUCGACCGCUGCCGAUCGUAUGACGUUCAAGUGGAAACAAGACAAUCUGGAACUCCCGGAGAGCCAAUAUCGUGUGCAGCAACAGAACAAUGUAAACGGUACGAUCGGUACCUCGGAGUUAACGCUACCGAACAUCCAACCGACCAGUGCGGGAAAGUAUCAGUGUAUCGUCACGAACACGUACGGUGUUGUGUACUCACCGAAAGCGAAGGUAACCGUCGGUACCUAUCCUAAGUUCCGUAAAACGCCGGCUGACCUCACGCUCGAAUCGGGUAAGGUGGCACGACUCGAUUGUGCUGCCGCUGGAGAACCAAAGCCACAGAUUUCGUGGGAAAAAGAUGGUGGCAACGAUUUCCCGGCAGCCAAAGAACGCCGAAUGCGGGUAAUUCCGAAUGAAAAUGCUUUCCUCAUACUGAACGCGCAGCCAGUGGACACGGGCGUCUACAGUUGUACGGCGGAGAAUGCUGCCGGUGUAAUCCGUGCCAACGCGUCGUUGGUAGUGUUUGAACCGACACCGGCACUACCGGGCAUGCAGGAUAGUUUGCUCAUUCCGAUCGGUCAACCGAGUGUGCUGCGAUGCCGUACGACUGGUGGUGGAUCGGCGAAACCACCGAAUAUCUUCUGGCUAAAGGAUGGUGAACCGGUGGGGCUUAGUGGUGGCCGCCACUUCCUGACGGACGAAGGACAGCUGCUGCUCAUUGUCGAUACGGAGCUAACGGAUGCCGGUCUGUACGAGUGUCGGUUCGAGAGUGAAUUUGGGAGCGAAAAAGGUUCAACGCGAUUAGUGGUGGUCGAAGGACCGGAAGAUAUGCACGGUUCCGUACCGGGUGAUGGUGGAUACGCUGGUGCAGGAGCUACCGGUGCCGGGAGCCAGGAGGAUAACGAAAGUUCCGUCAUCGAUUGGACGAAAGACUCGACGAUAUUCAUCGUAGCGGUUCUACUGGGUUGCGCCUUGGUAGUGCUCGUGAUCUGUCUCUGCGGAAUGUACCUGCUAGAGAAGCGAAACCGUGGUAGCGACAACUCUGGUGAAACAGAGUUCGAUUUGAGCACGGGCAUGGAAGUCAAUCAACCAAACUUGAUCGUGCGCACCGGGGUCGGUACAUCGACCACUCCGGCCGGAUACUUUGAGUAUCUCAUCCCGAAAGCCAAAAACGGUGAUGUAGUGACAACAACGAACAUUGACGAGGAAGAAGAAGGUGUAGAGGACCGGCUUGGCCGUGCUCCCUGCUUCUAUCCGGCGCCCGUGGCGAACGGAGGAAAAACUCGUGCAACUGAAGCGAUCGAUUCGGACGAUCUCGAUGAUGACCUAUCGUCGAAGGAUUCGGGCACCGGAGGCGAUUGUGCCUCGGCCUCGGGUUCAACGAAUGCCGCCCAACGGGGUAGUCACGAGGAUUUGAAGUGUUUACUUCAAUCGCUUAACCGACACGGACAACCGGUUGAGCUACAGCUUCAUCCGCAUCCACAGCAUCAUCUUACAUCGGACGAUGAUGAUGUGCCGGAUCCGGAUACGGAUCCUCGCAUAGAACCACCCCCACCGAUACCACCAGUCAAUGCAACGAAUGCAGUUCUGUUUACUGGAAGGUGUCAACCAUCGACCCAACGGCAGCAAUCCGAUCGUGGCCUGCCACCACCGGCGGCACUCGUCUCGAGCCGUUUACCAAACUCACAAACCUUCCCGGGGUUCCAUCUACCACCAUCAUCGGCAAUGGCGGCGACAGGUCCGUUGAAACCUUCAUCCCUCGAAUCAUCGGCCGAUCCGAUGCCAAUUCCACCACAGCAGCACCAGAUUCAAGUGAACCAGCUGUACCAGCUGCUACUCGAGAAUCCGCGACUGGUUGAAAAGCCCGCCAAGUAUCGGCCAAAGUCGGUCGAGCAUUCGAUCGACGAUUACGUUGGUCCGAUGGGAUCGGCACCAAGUAGUGGGUUUGGUACGGGCAGUAGUACGAGUAGCGCCGGCGGUGCAAGUAGUCGAGCAGGAAGGCAUUCGAUGUCAAUGGCGGCGGAUCCGGUACAUCGGUAGACAAGCUGGUGUCAUGUAGCGGAUGUUCGGGACUUCCACCGGCAGCUGGUCUGUCGUGAUCAUCCUUGAUCGUCACCUAGCAUAUAAUCACGCUCUCUUCCCUUUACUCUCUCUCUUUUUUACUAUCUGUUCAUCUCUUUCACACUUUUACUGCUCAAUAUUAAUUAAUCCGGGUGGGCAAAUGUGCCUUCUCCACCAUUGCAUCAUUCCACAUAAGUUUGAUGGUAUGGAUGAUUCGUACACUACAGGCCAGGACCUGGCAAGGAGUCUGAGAUGGGCAAUCCUACAAGCCUAGAAAUAAGUAACUGUUGACAGUUGAUUUGAAAGUUCCUUCAAUUUGUAUCGUACUAAACGCGCGCAGGAAAUGCUCACUAAUGCUCGAGCCUUCCAAGGAAUCGGUAAAGCAGAAACAGUUCCUUCAGGGGGGAACGAACCAUUAUCGCUUUGGAGGCUCAAUGAAUGGGGCCACAGGAUAAUAGGGGGGACGCGCUUCACUUGGGAAGCAGUAACGAAAAGUGCCACAAAAGACAGAACAGAGAUGACAGUUGAUGAACGGUGAAAUGCUGCACUGCACUGCACUUUCCAGGAAACGACUCCUUGGCAUUCGUGCAUUUUAUGUAAAGCGCUUUACGUACACAGUUCCAUUUUGGCCUUUCCAACCGUUGUCCGAGGUGUGUUAGUUGAGAGAAGUUUGCAUUUGUUAUCAUUCCAGCACUGGUUAGUUGUGUAGAGUUUUAGAUACUUAAAUUGCUUAAAUUGUUCUGCUGUUGACGCAAAAGAACGAAUGCGAAGAACCUUGCGAGAAAAGGAGGUACACGUGGUGCGGCAUUUCAACUUUCAUCAUCUGCCACCGAUCGACUGCGCCAUAGAAGAUAGAUUGUGAUCUUAAAAGUUGUCUUAACCACCUUUUUUUUGGUGUUUUUUUCUGUGCAAAGUAGCAUAAGGAAAACAAAUUAUUAGGGCAAUGAAGAGGGGGUUUGGCCGGCAGCGCGCUGUUAGUUGAUAAGAGUCUUUUGCUUCGAUGCGAACGUUCUAGAUAAGGAUUUGCUGGUGUGUUUGUGUGCGAGUGUGUGCGUGCGUGUGUGUUGAUUUUAAUUCAAAACGUGUGAUACACCUUUCCUCUUUCCAGUUUUCCAAAACUUCUUUCAUCUUUCACAUGAACAAUGCGUGAUUCCGCUUUCGCCUGCGUAGUACUCCUACGUCCCGUCUGUUUUGAUUGAUUUGAUUUUGUUGAUAUGCUUACGCUGUUCUGUUACGAUAGCAUUAGCGUGAGGGCUAAUGGUGUAGGAGCGAAUUGACGAUAAGGCGCAUAAUUUGUAUGAUUUUACCUGUUAGCGAAUUUUGGUCUGUGAUUUUUGUUUUUGUUUGCCUCCCAAAAGCUACGCUAGAGGAGUGUGUAUCGAUAGAUAGGAUUAAGCUUUAGUUUAGGUCUUCGUAUAAGUUCUUUUCUCCCCGCAUUAACACCCACCUGUUACAGUUUUUCUAUUUUAUUUUGCGCCAUCCAUUGUUCCGCAUCCUUCAAAGCGAUUUCAAGAGGGCAGGCGAUUUGUGCUUUUCAAUGUGACCGUACCUAGCUAAACUGAUUAACGUCGUAAAACUAAGCUAAAUAAUGGCAAAACUCUUACACUCGCAAGUACACCAAGAGGCUUCUAAUGUUUCGUUCGAUGCUUUGCACAAUCAGCAAAGCGAUAAUAGCAAACCAAAGAUACCGUCACAUUGAAGCACGAUGAACGCUGCACCACAAUUACUCGCACAAUUGCAGGAAAUUGCUUCAACUAAACAUCUUACUACUACUAAAUCACUCCUAUUGCAGCUACUUUCACAAACAGAUCGUUCCUUGGAGACAGCUAGAGAGAGAGAGAGAGAGGGAUCAGUAAUCUUUCGGAAGCCUUCAUUACAGAUACAACGUUGCCUUAUGCCUUGCCAAGUAAAAAGGGUGAUUUUGCUUAAAAACAAAAUUAAAGUUUACAAUAGUAAUUCGAUAAAAAAGUGCGAUUAAAAUGUGUACUUCAUGCAAGCGAUACGCGACCAAAUGCAUUAGUUAGGAGGCAGUAGUUUCGUCAUUUUAGCUUUUUUUGCGGCGAAUGUUUUGAAUUCCCAUUCGAUAUUAGAUCGUCAAGGUGACAUUUGGUUUAACAAAUGUUUCCACAUUUCCUCUUUUGAACUUUCAAUCAAGAUAUUGAAACCAGGAAAUUAUUUAAAAACAACUGAUAAUUGCCGCUCUCCGAACCAGUGAGUAUUAAGAGCCGAAGCAUCACACAUGCACAGCUAAAGAAGGGUACUAAUCCGUGUUAAAAGGCUUAAAGCAGAAACUAUAAAUCACAAACGCAUUGUCCGUUGAAAUAGAAAUGGAUCCGUAUGUCGAAACAGAAUCAUCACGUCCUCGAGACGCGUCAAAAUGGUAAAAACUUUCAAACUCAGACAAGGCAGCAGUAGCAUUUCUAUUCUUGAGAAGUGCACCAAUAUUAGAGUAAGGACGACAACACAUUAUUUAUUUGCGAAUGUUACAUUAAGCGAACAGUAAGUCAUUUAACAAAGAUAACCUAAUCCAAUGUACUAUACUGGAGAAAUGAAAUAAAAACAAACAUCAACAGUGAA
Molecule: messenger RNA, 6566 nt
Organism: Anopheles aquasalis
Lineage: Eukaryota; Metazoa; Arthropoda; Insecta; Diptera; Culicidae
Gene: lbk
Product: leucine-rich repeats and immunoglobulin-like domains protein lambik
Molecular function (GO): protein binding
Source: RefSeq, a predicted model, not a curated record